Molecule: messenger RNA, 513 nt
Organism: Stegastes partitus (bicolor damselfish)
Lineage: Eukaryota; Metazoa; Chordata; Actinopteri; Pomacentridae
Product: trypsin-3-like
Exons: 4
Biological process (GO): proteolysis
Molecular function (GO): serine-type endopeptidase activity
Source: RefSeq, a predicted model, not a curated record
AUGAAGUACUUCAUUUUCUUCACCCUCUUUGCUGCAACAUAUGCUGCUCCCACUGAGAAUAACAAGAUUGUUGGAGGCUAUGAGUGCAGGAAGAACUCUGUGCCCUACCAGGUCUUUGUGGUGGCUGGCUACCGUUUCUGUGGAGGCGCCCUGAUCUCCAGGACCUGGGUGGUGACUGCUGCUGAGUGCUACAAAACUACUAUCCAGGUGCGUCUUGGGGAGCACGACAUUGCUACCAAUGAGGGCACAGAACGGUUCAUCGAUGCUGCUUAUGUCGUCCGUCACCCCGACUACUUCCGGGACGCCGACAUCAUGCUGAUCAAGCUCAGCCAACCUGUCACCCUCAACAACUACAUUCGCACCGUGUCCCUGCCCUCCAGCUGUGCCGUCGCCGGCACCCGCUGUCUGAUCUCUGGAUGGGGCUCUGAAGACAACACCCCUAAUCUUCUAAGGUGUCAGGAUACCCCCAUCCUGAGCGACAGAAGCUGCAGUUCCUUCUACCCUGGACAGAUC